CUCCCCCCUCUCUCUCUCUCAUAAAUUCAUUAAACCUCAGCCCCCAAAACCCUGAAAACCCAGAGCAAGGAAUCCCCACCGUCGCAAACUUCUGGUUUUGACAUUUAAUCAAACAGUUGAGCUGCGAUUCCCGCAUUUCAUCGAUCGGAUCCCGAGAUGGGGGGAAAGUCAAAUAGAGGGAAGAAUCGUAAAGGGUUGCAGCAAAGCGCUCCGAAUUCUGCAGAGCAGUCGGUCUCUUCUGAUAAUCCCGUAAAUGAUAGUUCCAGUGACGUACAUGUUAAUGCUAAUGAAGAUAUAGAUUUGAGCGAAUCGGUGGAAGUACAGUCAGAGGUGAAGGAACAGGAUAAUGAAUCCCAAGAGCAUCUUGAGAAGCAAGCUGAUGUUCAUCUGUAUCCCGUUUCUGUAAUAACACAAGGAGGGGAGAAGCUUGAACUGCAGUUGAGUCCUGGAGAUUCUGUAAUGGAUGUUAGGCAGUUCCUUCUUGAUGCCCCAGAGACAUGUCCUGUCACUUGCUAUGAUUUGUUACUGCACACAAAGGAUGGUACUGUGCAUCAUCUAGAAGACUACAAUGAAAUUUCUGAAGUUGCUAAUAUUACUUCGGGAGGCUGCUCUUUGGAGAUGGUUGCUGCAUUAUACGAUGAUCGAUCCAUCAGAGCUCAUGUUCACCGGACUAGAGAGUUACUUUCUCUUUCAACAUUGCAUUCUUCUUUGUCCACAACGCUUGCACUACAACAUGAGAUGAGUCGAAAUGCAUCUGCCAAUUCCAAUUCAGGAGAGGCCGUGAAAGCUAAAGUGGCAGAAGUCGAGAAGCUGGGUUUCAUGGAGAAUGAUACAGAUUCACUGCCUAAUUUUUUUUCGUCACCUUCCAAAGAGAUUAAAUGUGUUGAAAGUAUUGUUUUCUCCUCAUUCAAUCCUCCUCCAGGCCACAGAAGGCUUUAUGGAGACCUGAUUUAUCUAGAUGUGGUAACACUGGAAGGAAAUAAACAUUGUGUCACGGGAUCCACAAAGUCUUUCUAUGUGAACUCCAGCACAGGAAAUAUUCUUGAUCCAAGGCCAAACAAAGCUGCUUCAGAAGCAACAACCCUUGUUGCACUUCUGCAAAAGAUCAGUCCAAAAUUCAAGAAAGCUUUUCGUGAAAUUUUGGAGCGCAAGGCCUCUGCACAUCCCUUUGAAAAUGUUCAAUCUCUCUUGCCACCAAAUUCAUGGCUUGGCUUGUAUCCUGUUCCUGAUCACAAACGUGAUGCAGCUAGAGCAGAAAAUGCUUUGACAAUUUCUUUCGGAAGCGAACUGAUCGGCAUGCAGAGAGACUGGAAUGAAGAAUUGCAGGCUUGUAGGGAGUUCCCACAUACGACACAUCAGGAAAGGAUCUUGAGAGAUAGAGCUCUUUACAAAGUGAGUUCUGAUUUCGUUGAAGCUGCAACUAAUGGAGCUAUUGGAGUGAUUAGCAGAUGCAUCCCACCUAUUAAUCCAACUGAUCCAGAAUGCUUUCACAUGUAUGUCCAUAACAACAUAUUCUUCAGUUUUGCUGUGGAUACGGAUGUUGAACAAUUGCCCCAGAAGUUGGCCUUGGAAGAGCUCUCUAAAGUCGAAACCACAGGCACUUCUCAAAAUACUUCUGAUAAGAAAGAAAACAAUCUGCCAAAUGGAUCUCUUAAAGUUUCUACUUUGGAUGGAUCUUCUGUUCCACAUGCAGAGAAGGCAUUGUCCUCUGAUGUGCCUGCAGAGGCUCAGUUGGCUGAAAGUGAGCAAGCCACGUAUGCAAGUGCUAACAAUGACUUGAAAGGCACAAAGGCAUACCAAGAAGCUGAUGUUCCUGGAUUGUACAAUCUUGCUAUGGCCAUAAUUGAUUACAGAGGUCAUAGAGUGGUGGCGCAGAGUGUCUUGCCUGGAAUCCUUCAAGGUGAUAAAUCGGACUCCCUUCUAUACGGUUCUGUUGACAAUGGCAAGAAAAUUUGCUGGAGUGAAGAUUUUCAUUCCAAGGUGCUGGAAGCUGCCAAGCGUCUUCAUCUGAAGGAGCAUUCUGUGGUAGAUGGAUCUGGUAAUGUUUUCACGCUAGCUGCACCAGUUGAGUGCAAGGGCAUUGUUGGCAGCGAUGACAGGCAUUAUCUUUUGGACUUGAUGAGGGCCACUCCUCGUGAUGCAAACUAUACUGGAUCAGGCUCCAGAUUUUGUAUUUUGAGGCCUGAGCUUAUAACUGCCUUUUGCCAUGCUGAAGCAUCUGAGAAGUCAAACUCCGGGUGUGUAUCAGAAGGAGAGAAUCCUUCUGAUUCUUCGGGUGCCAGUAAUGCUGAAGAACUGGUGACAGUGGAGGAAAAUACAGCAACAGCAACAAUUGAUGCACAGGAUUCUAUGGAUGGUGAAAAACAGAAGAUUCAAGCUACCAAAGAGAUACUCUUCAAUCCUAAUGUUUUUACUGAAUUUAAGCUAGCUGGGAACACAGAGGACAUAGCUGCAGAUGAGGAAAAUGUGAGGAAUGCAAGUCUGUAUCUCAAAGAUGUUGUACUGCCUAAAUUUAUACACGAUCUUAGCAGCCUCGAAGUUUCACCUAUGGAUGGACAAACUUUAACUGAAGCACUCCAUGCUCAUGGUAUUAACGUUCGUUAUAUUGGAAAGGUAGCUGAAGAGACCAAACAUAUGCCUCAUUUAUGGGAUCUUUGUUCCAAUGAGAUUGUUGUCAGAUCUGCUAAGCAUAUUAUCAAGGACACUUUAAGAGAUACAGAGGAUCAUGAUCUUGGCAACACAGUUUCACAUUUUUUUAACUGUUUGUUAGGGAAAGUUCAGGGUGUUUCUGCUAAAGAUGUUCCAAACAGCACACUGUCGAAAAAUCCAAAGAAGGGUCAUUCGGGAAACCAUGCUUCAGGCAAGUCUUCCAAAGGACAAGAUAAGUUAGGAAAAGGAGGAUAUGCGAGAAAGAAGCAAUCCUUGUAUUUGAGUAUUACCUCUGAAAGUUUGUGGACUGACAUCAAGGAAUUUGCAAGACUCAAAUACCAGUUUGAGUUGCCAGAAGAUGCAAGGGAACGGGUGAAGAAAAUUGCAGUUAUACGAAAUCUUUGCCAAAAGGUCGGAAUCACCAUUGCUGCUCGCAAGUAUGAUUUCAAUGCAGUGGCGCCUUUCCAAGUUUCAGAUAUAUUGAAUAUCCAACCAGUAGUGAAGCAUUCUAUUCCAGUCUGUUCAGAAGCCAAGGAUCUCAUUGAAACCGGAAAAGUUCAGCUAGCAGAGGGAAUGCUUAGUGAGGCAUACGUCCUAUUUUCUGAAGCUUUUACAAUUCUCCAGCAGGUCACUGGACCAAUGCAUCGAGAGGUUGCAAACUGUUGCCGCUACUUGGCAAUGGUCUUGUAUCAUGCUGGAGAUAUGUCUGGAGCAAUAAUGCAACAGCAUAAGGAACUAAUCAUAAACGAACGGUGCCUUGGACUCGACCAUCCUGACACUGCUCACAGUUAUGGGAAUAUGGCUUUGUUCUACCAUGGUCUUAGCCAAACAGAGCUUGCACUGCGUCACAUGUCACGUGCAUUGCUUUUGUUGAGUUUGUCGUCUGGCCCAGAUCACCCUGAUGUUGCUGCUACUUUCAUAAAUGUCGCAAUGAUGUAUCAAGAUAUCGGAAAAAUGGAUACAGCACUUAGAUACUUACAAGAAGCAUUGAAGAAAAAUGAACGAUUGCUCGGAAAGGAACAUAUUCAAACCGCUGUGUGUUAUCAUGCUUUGGCAAUUGCAUUUAAUUGUAUGGGAGCCUUCAAGCUUUCUCACCAGCAUGAGAAGAAAACAUAUGAUAUUCUUGUAAAACAACUUGGUGAGGAUGACUCUAGGACAAAGGAUUCUCAAAACUGGAUGAAAACAUUUAAGACGCGUGAGCUGCAAAUGAAUGCACAAAAGCAGAAAGGACAAGCUUUGGAUUCUGCCUCUGCUCAAAAGGCUAUUGAUCUACUAAAGGCUCAUCCAGACCUGAUACAAGCAUUUCAAGCUGCCGCCGCUAAAGCCGGAGGUUCUGGCGGCUCCGCCAACCAAUCAUCAAACGGUGGUGGUGAAACUCUUCCACGAGGAAGGGGUUUUGAUGAAAGAGCCGCUAAAGCUGCCGCUGAAAUAAGGAAGAAAGCAGCAGCUAAGGGUCUUUUGACACGCCCACAAGUGGGUCCCACACAGGCCUUACAGCCGCUGACUCAGCUCCUUAAUAUAGUCAACUCAGGGUCAACACCUGCUGCUGUAAACGAGGCUGUUGAUGAGGGGAAAAGAGAAUAUUCCGGUGACAUUUCGAAUGGAGUGAAAGGUCCUGAAGAACAGGCUCCGGUUGGAUUAGGAUCGGGUUUGGCUGCAAAGAAGACGAAAACAAAAUCCAAACCAACUUCUUGAAAUUUCAAACCCGAAAAAAAGUCUAUUUUCUUUCUAAAACUCGUAAUGCUCAAUUUUUUGUCUAAUUUUUGUUAGGUUAGUUCUUUUUUGGGAGUUGAAUGAUGCAACACCUCCAUGAUUUGAGUUUAGAUACAUGUUGUACUUGUGAAAAAUACCUUUUAUCUGUUGAUAGGGUGUUUCAACAAGUUUGCUCAAAAUAAUUUUGCUUUAUGUAAACAUUGUCUUCGGUUUACUCAUUAUGUUGAUUAGAAAUACGUGUAUUUUUGUUUUAUUAUGUUGUAAAAUUGCGUAUUUAAUCUAACUAUUUUGUUUGAUGAU
Molecule: messenger RNA, 4662 nt
Organism: Erythranthe guttata (spotted monkey flower)
Lineage: Eukaryota; Viridiplantae; Streptophyta; Magnoliopsida; Lamiales; Phrymaceae
Product: clustered mitochondria protein
Biological process (GO): organelle organization
Cellular component (GO): cytoplasm
Molecular function (GO): protein binding
Source: RefSeq, a predicted model, not a curated record